CGGUUUAACAAACAUACUAACGUAAUCCUCAAUAUAAGUCAAUUCACAUUCCCUCUCACAUAUUCUCUCAUGGGAAACCAAAUAGCCACAGAUCAUGCCACCGCCAAAAUCAUCUACUGGGAUGGUUCCGUUCAAGAGUUUCACCAAUCGUUAACGGUGGCGGAGCUCAUGAUGGAGCACCCACAACAGGUUGUGCUUGAUUUUCACUCCGCCGUCAACCAGAAAAGGCCAACGCCGCUUCCGGCAGACCAAAAGCUCGAGAUGAAGAAAACCUACGUGAUGGUUCCGGUGAAGCAAGGGAAGCCUGUGGGGUUGAGCACCGAGGAUAGUCGCCGCAUUCUCUUCAUCGUUAACUCUGCUCUGUGUUCCAAGUUUUUUGUUUCUUCUUCGGGGUUUCUUCCUUGGCUUGCAGGGUUGUUCCGAUCUGAGAGAGGGGUUGCAGUGUUGCAGGAAAAAGAAAUGGAGAACGCCGAAGAAAAGUACGGUUUUUGUGAGUUUUUGCCGGAGAUGGCGGAAGGGAGACCGGAGUAUUUGAGUAGGCAGUUGUCGGGAAAAGGUUGGAAACCUAGUUUGGACACCAUUAAAGAGAAGAAGGUUAACACAAAAGUAUCUCGUUGGUUACUGUUCCUCAAAACCUUCACUGCAGCAAAGAUUUAGAUUUUAUUAUAUUCUGUCACAUUCAGUGAGUGUUGGUUUAUGUGGGCAUGGCUUGUGUUAUGUAUGUGUAUAUCUCGCGGUGAAUUAGUUUGUAAAACUGAUGUUUGAAGGAGAUGAAGCCUGUUCUGUUUAGAUGUUAUCAAAAUCUAGCAAGACUUACAAAAUGUGACCUCCUAUCAUAUA
Molecule: messenger RNA, 840 nt
Organism: Vigna unguiculata (cowpea)
Lineage: Eukaryota; Viridiplantae; Streptophyta; Magnoliopsida; Fabales; Fabaceae
Source: RefSeq, a predicted model, not a curated record